AUGGGGAGCUCAGCGGUUGCAUUGGAGGACAUACCGUCAGUAGACAUCAUGACGGAGCUCCUCCGCCGCAUGAAGUGCGCUCCCAAGCCUGAUAAACGCCUUAUUCUCAUUGGUCCACCGGGUUCUGGAAAAGGUACCCAGUCCCCUAUCAUCAAGGACGAGUACUGUCUAUGCCAUUUGGCUACUGGUGAUAUGUUGAGAGCUGCUGUUGCAGCUAAGACUCCUCUAGGAAUCAAGGCUAAAGAAGCUAUGGACAAGGGAGAACUUGUUUCUGAUGACUUGGUUGUCGGAAUAAUUGAUGAAGCCAUGAAGAAGCCUUCAUGUCAGAAGGGAUUCAUUCUUGAUGGUUUCCCAAGGACAAAGGUUCAAGCAGAAAAGCUUGAUGAGAUGCUCCAGAGGCAGGGAACUAAGAUUGAUAAGGUGCUAAAUUUUGCAAUUGAUGAUGCUAUUUUGGAGGAGAGGAUUACUGGUCGGUGGAUCCAUCCUUCAAGUGGUAGGACCUACCACACAAAAUUCGCACCUCCCAAAGUUCCCGGUGUUGAUGAUGUCUCAGGAGAGCCUCUAAUUCAACGGAAAGAUGAUACUGCCGAGGUUCUUAAGGCAAGGCUGGAGGCAUUUCACCGGCAAACUGAACCCGUCAUAGACUAUUAUUCCAAGAAGAGCGUAGUUGCAGAUCUCCAUGCAGAGAAGCCCCCAAAAGAGGUCACUACCGAGGUUCAGAAAGUCCUAUCUUCUUAA
Molecule: messenger RNA, 738 nt
Organism: Fraxinus pennsylvanica
Lineage: Eukaryota; Viridiplantae; Streptophyta; Magnoliopsida; Lamiales; Oleaceae
Source: the annotation of a GenBank genome assembly